Molecule: messenger RNA, 3948 nt
Organism: Drosophila santomea
Lineage: Eukaryota; Metazoa; Arthropoda; Insecta; Diptera; Drosophilidae
Exons: 2
Coding region: 3166-3477 (103 amino acids)
Source: RefSeq, a predicted model, not a curated record
AACAAAAUAUAUAAAAUGUACUUAUCGGAUACGAUUUUAAGGCACUCGAAGGUCAACUUCAUUAGGGUUUUGAGAUUGCAAUGCAGUAAACGAGUGAAAAAAGUCGUGGAAUUCGAAUAUCCGAUAUUUAGUUAUAUCAAAACAAAAUGAAGUAUAAAAAUCAAAAUAAAAGCUGUAAUUCAAAUCAACAAGCAAUAAUCAACGAGAAGAUAUAUAAACUGGGGCUGCUUAGACUACUGAUUGAAAAAUCUGUACCAAGAGUGCACUUUACCUUGAACCAAAUAAGGGAAGAAAAGUUCAUAAUGACGAUAGAUAUGAAGUCGAGGUACGAGCAAAUUCCGACGAAAAGAGAAGGGCAACAAUACACAGAAUUUUUGGACCAAAAUAAUAAAAAGCGUUGUGCUGGCGAAUAAGCAUAUGCUGCGGGUGUGACUGCAGCGAAGUGACACCGUGGGAUUCGGCUAAGCGUUGGGUCGGUAGUCGAGUUUCGGCAGCUGAGCGGAGUCAAUAUUCAAUUCUAAAAUUGUAUUUAAUUAUAGAAAAUAAAACUAACUAAGAAUUCAAGCAAGUCAAAGCGUUUAGUUUUGAUGCGAUCGAAACUUAAAGAAUGCAGGGAGUUAUUCCAGAUAGUAUUAUCAACUGACUUAACUGGCGGCCGAACAGUUGUCUCAUCACGAGAGUAGGCCCACGUUUAAUUUACAACUAUGCCUUUUCAAAACAAAAAAAUUUAAAAGAAAAAGAGGAAAGUGCGUGCUGCCGGUGAUAUGAUAAAACACUGUGAUAUGUGAGAACCACCGAGCGUGAGUGGAAACCUCAACGUCCGGUUAUCUCCCAGAAACGGUAAGAGGAGUGGAAUGCGUCUAAAAAAGCUGCCUGCUGGAUUGUGUAAAAACCCGUAGGCAAUCCCAAAACGAACACCUACAGGCCACCGUAACCAGUGCACGAUUUCCCUCAAGGCAAUCCAAGAACGCAAUCAAUACAAAAUGUGGUACAACAUGAUAGCCUUCGGUAUGGUCUUGCAAACAAAUUUUGGCCCAAAAAACAUUAAACGCCGGCCGCAAAACUUACGACAAAAAAAUACAGUGUCUUGAAUUCACCUUUCCUGAAUAAUAAAACACAUUUGUUUUUAUUCUAUCCCGCUAGAAUGCACAUAUUGUAAGGAGUACCACCUACUUGGCGAUGAACCCUUAAAUUACACUGAAACAAUGAAGAUAACCACGACAAAACAUAACGCACCAAGUACCAACACGGGUGAUUGAAACGUAUCUUUUUCAAUUCCAAAUUAAAGGGGCUAGCUCUUGAGACCCUUACCCAACUCAAUACCACUUUUAGAUAUGGACCGCUCAGGUGGCUAGUAUCAGAGACGAUAAUAGCAAGGUUAGCGAUAGGGUAGUUACCCCGGAAGAGGACUUUGGAGCCAUAGAGGUAAAUAACCACCUUUCGCUGAUUUUAAGGAAUUUAAGGAAUGAAAGACAAGCCGGUGAGGUCGUGCACGCGUUAAUUAAAACUUACAGAGAAAACUAACUUUGGAUGUCUUUAUCCGCGGUGUCAAUGGGGAUUGUCCAAGUGUUAAUUGAUUUGCAAUCAAACAAUUUUUCCGGAGACAUACUCCUGUUGCAUUGAAUUGCAGAAUGUUGUCUCUAGGGUGGGAACUAAUCCUAUUAUAAUUACGAUCCCUCUUUCUUCCCGACCUUACCAAUCUCCAGGUGCUUCCCGAUUUCCAGGCCCAUUCCAAUUGCACGACAGGCAACCAAUGAUCCGGGAUCCUAUAAUCCGGGAUCGGGAGGAGGCUAUUAGAAUGCACCUAGAUCCCAUGCCCCAAGACCUGCCAUAAAAAUGGAGUUGAACCCAUGAGGACAAUCGGUCAGGUUUCAGCGCACACCAAGGGAACGACUCCAGUGCCAAAGACCUUUGGAAGGCUCAAAUGCCUUCUGGAAAGCUGCCUUGCAGAAAAUUGUAAAACCCGUAGUCAUCAAUGGACUUAAAAUCCCUGAAGCAUAUUUGCAGGUUUUUCAAGAGCACUACUUCGAGAAUUUUAAGUUGCCAACGUAACCGUGACUUUACAUUGAUAUUUUCACGUUGGAGGAAAAGGUCUACUUAAGCCGUAUAGAUAAGCAAACAAAAUUUGCCAAGCUUUUUCCCUUAGAAUCCAAGACUUCGGUUCAUUUGACCGGUAGACCCUCUCCACUAUUUUACCGUCCCGAAAAUGGUACUGUCGGACAACGAGGAGGGGCCUUUGGUGCACAACACUCCUGAACUACUUGCGAACGCUAGAAAUAUAAUUAUACCACACUUCAAUCCAGAAACUCGAAGUGAAUGGCCAAGUCAAAAAGUUUCACUCCACCUUUUUGGAAAUCUACAGGUGUUUAAAAUACGACUUAACAACCUUCAAGGAUGCUGUAAUAGUCCAAAUCCAAGUAGACCGAUAUAACACUUCUGUUAAAUUACAAUUUUAUUAAAGAAGGGCAGGAACCUGACACCUAAAAUCCAGGCGAGAAAGUUCACAUAGCUAUUGGCAGAUUAAACCCGAGGAGAAGCCGCGGUUCGGGACCGAAGAGUACUUGGAGAACAACACAUUAACAAUUAAAACAAAGUCCGGAAAAAUGUUAAGGAAGUGAAGCAAGAAAUCAGGGCUCACCCUUUUUACCAUUUUAAAAGAAAAUAGGCGAUACAUUUCACUAGCAAAAGUGCGAAAGUGGAACUGCAAAGGAGAAAUUUCAACACGGACCGGUUUUUGCGGUUUUGUGGGCCUUAGAAUGGGCGUGGCAAAUAAAUUUUCGGCAAAUCAAAAGAAAUUUACAAGGCUAAAACAUUUCUAAAAAGUGUGCGCGUGGAAGCUUUGGAUGGUUUUUAAGAAUUGUUUUUAGCAAAUCUAUAGAAAUUUACAAGACUGACAAAAAAAAAACGCAAACAAUUUUCAAAAGUGUCGGCGUGGCAGUUUUGGGCGGUUUGUGGCCGUGGCAGCAUGGGUCAGCAAACUUCCGCUGCGUCUAUGCCUCUGGAGUCUGCUUGCUGAAUAUCAACUUUCAAGUUUUUAAAUCUCGACGUUCAUAUGGACAGACAGACGGACAUGGCCAGAUCGAGUCAGCUAUUGAUCCUGAUCCAGAAAAUAUAUACUUUAUAUGGUCGGAAACGCUUCACGAGUAACGGGUAUAAAUAUGGAAUAUGAAACUUAACAAGCUUCGUUCUCACUUGCGUAGUGGAAGCCGCCCACAUCUACAAGUACGAAGGACCGAUAGUCCCGCUUCAGAACGGCGAUAUAUGGAGAAUCAAGAGCGUCUUCACGUCGUUGACCUGGGAAACAUAUGGAGGAAAUCGCUGAAGAAGGCGCUACCUUGGCAAGCGGCAACAACCUCAAAGACGCAACUGACUCGAGAGGAAACCUCGCUCGAUAAAUUAAUUCGGAUCUGCAUGGAAAUGGGUAGCUGGGUCUCCCGACGCGAUACUGGCGACACAGGAGGUGGUCUCGAAGAAUAGGGACUAACAACUAAAGAUCAACUCCAGACAGCGCGCUGCAGCGCAAACACCGGACGACAGGACAUCAACUCUGGAGAUCUGCAGCGGAAUGAGUUAACACCGAGGGAUUUGAGUAAGCAUUAAUUAAUUAUAUAAUCAUAAAAAAAUAAAUAAACUGGCUAUAUUAUACAAAGAGUCAAAAACUGAUGGCCACGGAUGAAUAGGGGGACAUCGAUACAAUUAAUCCGAAUCAUCGAACAAGCAAACAUUACAAUGCCCUCUUAUUAACGAACUGCACCAUUUUUAAUGUGAAGAUUCUUUAAGGUAACAGGUCAAUUGAAAAAUUCACCGGCCUAGCAUAGUAAAAAAUAUUUUUUUUAGCAAAAUUGCUUUUUUUAUUCAACAUAGUCUCCUUAAGGGAUACCUCCAAUAUUUCGAUACCAUUUUCGUAGUACAAUUUCUCCUUUGCUUCAAAAUAUACCUCAGUAUCGG